UGCAUUUUGUCUUUUGUGCUAAGCAGAAGAGUGGAGUCCGAUCGAACCGCGGCGUCGCUUCCCUCUUCCCCGGAUCCUUUUAAAACUCCCUCCCGAACCUCUCCCCUUCCACCCUUGCCACCCUACCCACCCCCUGAACACUCUUCAAGGGACGGUUCGGACUUUCAGCAAGUGACUAAAGAAUCACUUCGUUGGCCAGUUUAGUGUCUGGAUAUAGCUGCAGCAAUGGACACAACUCUUGUUGAAGGAGGACUUAAUGUCACCCUCACCAUCAGGCUACUGAUGCAUGGGAAGGAGGUUGGAAGCAUCAUUGGAAAGAAAGGAGAAUCGGUGAAGAAGAUGAGAGAAGAGAGUGGUGCUCGCAUCAACAUCUCAGAGGGGAACUGUCCGGAGAGGAUUAUAACCCUUGCAGGACCCACCACCUCCAUUUUCAAAGCCUUCUCAAUGAUCAUUGAGAAACUGGAAGAGGACAUCAGCAACUCAAUGACUAACAGUACAGCCACCAGCAAACCGCCAGUUACCAUGCGCCUCGUCGUGCCUGCCAGCCAGUGUGGCUCACUCAUUGGCAAGGGUGGCUGCAAGAUCAAGGAAAUCCGAGAGUCAGCGGGAGCUCAGGUACAAGUAGCAGGGGACAUGUUGCCCAACUCAACAGAGCGUGCCAUUACCGUUGCAGGGACCCCCCAGUCCAUUAUCGAGUGUGUCAAGCAGAUCUGUGUUGUCAUGCUCGAGUCCCCACCAAAGGGAGUAACCAUCCCGUACAGACCCAAACCCUCAGGCUCUCCUGUCAUCUUUGCAGGUGGUCAGGCAUACGCUGUCCAAGGACAGCACGCCAUUCCACAGCCUGAUGUAAGUGAAGGGCCCUCUCUCACCAAACUUCACCAGCUGGCCAUGCAGCAGAGCCCCUUCCCCAUUGCACAUAGCAACCAGGGCUUCCAGGCUGGGAUGGAUGCCUCUGCACAAACGGACUCUCAUGAGCUGACCAUUCCAAACGAUCUCAUCGGUUGCAUUAUCGGCCGCCAGGGCGCGAAGAUCAACGAGAUCCGUCAGAUGUCAGGCGCUCAGAUCAAGAUCGCCAACCCUGUUGAGGGCUCAACUGACAGACAGGUUACCAUCACUGGCUCCCAUGCCAGUAUCAGCCUGGCUGAGUACCUGAUCAAUGCUCGGCUUUCUUCUGAAGCUACUGGACUCGCAGCCAACUGACACGGAGGAUCAUCAUCAUCAGCACCUAACGUAACCCCUUCCCCUACUUUUUACCAAGAGGUCCCUUAUUGAACUUAAUGCAAAAACCAAGUACUAUAAACUCAGUUUUCUCCUCUGCUUUGGUUAGACACCUAAUGAGUUGUAAUUACACCAUCAUCAUGGUAUUGGUAUUUUAUUUAUUUAUUGUUUUUAAAAUUCCCUUUGCAUAUAGUUUUUUAAAGGACUUCCUUCCGUUGUAUUUUUUCUCUUCCUCCUUUAUUUUGUUGUAUAUCUGUAUGAUUUUUCUUGAUAUAGGUAAAAAAAAAAAGUUUUAGAAAAAUCUGAAAAGGCAUAAAUGUUUUUUCUUAUGUCAGAUUUUUCUUAGAAAAUGUAAAAAUGAAGAAAAAAAAAGACAAUAACAUUAUAGAUGGACUGUUCUUUCCCCUUCCUUUUUAAAUAUCUAUUUAUUUUUAUUUAAUACACACGGCUCCUUGUAAGAGUAGAAUUUGUUGAUAUUUGCCACCUUCAGUUUGAAACUGUAAGCUCUGUGUGAUAAAUAAACAGGUUUCAGUGGGUGUAAAUGAUCCCGGGUUGAUGAUGUGGACGGAAACCGCCUUUUGUGUCGGAAGGAAAACGCAAUCCGUUGUCGUGUGGGUGCAAAGGAGAAUUUUAAGCUACACUAUGUCUCACCUCUAAUUUUUUGUAGAUGAAUUGUUUUUUUUUUGUGUCAUUCCUGUGUUUCCAUCGGUUUUUAUUUUCCUGAUCAGGACCUUUUUGAGCAUUAUUGUAUAUUGGAUUCUGAUAAUUGCGGGUGGGCUUCGGUGACUAGAAGCGGGCCUGUGAGUGAGAGGAAAAUAUUUUCAUUUCCCUGAAAUUACGAAGACCAUAGUGAUGAUGAUGAAGAUGAUAAUAACAUUGAAAUGUUUGUUUUAAAUAGAGAAAAUAUUUUUUUUAACUGCAGGGCUGGGGAAUGCUGCAAGGGGUAAAAAAAAAACAAAAAACUACAAGACAUAUUGGUCUUUAUAAGUAUAUUAUGCUGAGGUAUUAAAUUAUGACUAACUAGAAGGAAAACAAAUUAUAGAAUUAACACUAGUUUCCUGCUAUCCUUUUUGCCUGGGUCAGAUUUUAUUUUUUAUUAUUCUUUGCAGGAUGAAGAAACUCACGUUUUUUGUGCACGUUUUCAAACAAUUGUAGAUCGGGGUGCAAUUAAAUUGUUGAAAUGAAAUGCAGAAAUAAAAAAAAAAAAAAGUUGUGAAAUGCUUAA
Molecule: messenger RNA, 2443 nt
Organism: Solea senegalensis (Senegalese sole)
Lineage: Eukaryota; Metazoa; Chordata; Actinopteri; Pleuronectiformes; Soleidae
Product: poly(rC)-binding protein 2-like
Exons: 13
Coding region: 226-1200 (324 amino acids)
Biological process (GO): regulation of RNA metabolic process; regulation of gene expression
Cellular component (GO): nucleoplasm; cytoplasm; nucleus
Molecular function (GO): mRNA binding; single-stranded DNA binding
Source: RefSeq, a predicted model, not a curated record